ACAUGAAGUUGUUUUUUAUUUUUGCUUUACUAGCCAUAAGUGCACCAGCUGCUAUCAAAGCUUUCAGGGUCAGUUUAGGAGGACUUGGAAACCAAGCUUCUGGAGGAAGGUUAAAUUUAGGCGGCGCUGGAAGCCAAAGUUUGAGACGAGGAGGAGAGUCUCGCUUAGGUGGGAUUGGCAGAAUCGGAGCAGACCGUCCUGUAAAAUUACGUGGAGUGGCUAAUCCGGCUAUGAGAGGAAGUCUCGAUCAAGAGGCCAGCUCAUUAUUCGGUGCACGGACCUCGAUAGACGCCGGGUGUUCAACCGCUGGGGGUUGUUCAGGUGACAUUGGAGGAGCCACUGGUAUCGGUGCCUCCAACAACGGCGGCGUAUCUAUUCAUACGGGAUGUUCUAGCGCAGAGGGAUGUGGAGCCGAAGCAGGAAUGUCCAUAGGAGCAGACGCAGGGUGUUCUAGCACCGGAGGGUGCUCAAAUGACACCGGCGGUGAACUCGGCGCUGGGUGUUCUACCGUCGGCGGGUGCGUAGGCGAUACUGGAGGUUUGAUUGGUAGUGGAGGUUUUAUCGAAAGUGGCUGCACUAGCACCGGAAGGUGCUCAAAUGGCGCCGGCAUUGACCUCGACGCUGGGUGCUCCACAGUCGGCGGGUGUUUAGGCGACGCUGGAGGUUUAAUCGGUAGUGGGGGUUCCAUCGAAGGUGGUUGUUCCAAAGAUGGCGGGUGCUUAGGCGACGCGGGAGGUUUUCUUAAUACCGGGGAUGCCAUCGAAGGUGGCUGUACUAGCAACGGAGGGUGCUCGAAUGGUGUUGGCAUUGGACUCGGCGCUGGGUGCUCUACCAUUGGCGGAUGCUUAGGCGACGCCGGGGUCUCGAUGGGUACUGAGGGAUCCAUCGAAGGUGGAUGUACUAGCGCUGGCGGUUGCGUAGGCGAUGCGGAGGGGUCCAUCGGUACCGGGAGUACCGUCGACGUUGGGUGUUCUGGCACUGGCGGAUGUUCAAACAAUGCCAGAGGUUCCAAUGACGCCCAGCUCGAUGCUGCGUCGACCGUCGCCGCAGCGCAUUCGCUAGUAGCCAAGGCAUCUCUUGCCGCCAAAAAUGCUGAUCAAGCCAGGAGCUCUAAUAGAGCGGAGAGUUUCGUCAAUAGCAGCAGUUCCAUUGGUACUGGUACUUCUAUGCUCGGAAAUUCGAGCUUCGACAGCAAGGUCAACGCAGACGGGGAGGACACCAUUGGCGGAAAAUCUACCGCAAAAUUGGGCUUUAGUUUGGGGGCAGGAAGCCGCAUGGGAUAAGCUUUGUAAAUAAAUUCCAAACUUGGCUUGCAUAGCAAUUACACGUCGCCAAAUACAUAGAUAAUUCUGGAAUAACGAAAAUCAUAACAAAAUACAUUUUAAUACAUUAAAUUUUAAUUUUAUAAAAG
Molecule: messenger RNA, 1411 nt
Organism: Glossina fuscipes
Lineage: Eukaryota; Metazoa; Arthropoda; Insecta; Diptera; Glossinidae
Exons: 2
Coding region: 3-1283 (426 amino acids)
Source: RefSeq, a predicted model, not a curated record